GGUCUGUUUUCUGUAGUCGGAGAGGAAGAAAAAUGGCGGCUGCGACCGAUCAGAAGCGGGACGCCAGCCAUUCGUUUUGAGCUUUCUCACGUAAACCGAGACCGGGGCUUUACGGGACUACUUCUUUGGAAUCUACGCAAAUCAAGCUUUCUGGCGGUACCCGUUUUUCUUGUUUCUGUGAAGGCUAAAUAAACGCAGAAAUUGAAAUUGAAAAUAAUAGCUUUUAUAUAUAAUGAGGGGGAAAAGAGGCAGGCCGCCCAAAACCCUGCGGAUGCAGGAGCCUUCAUCCGAGCCGGAGCGUGGCUUGAGACCCAGGAGGGAGUUGAGGGCAAAGGGGAGAGGUAGUGCCGAGGUCGAUUUUGAGAGUCCCAAGAGGGGAAAUAACUCUUCGUCUAGGGGCAGGAGGAAAGUGGGAUCAUCUCGCGGUAGGGGAAGAGGCAGAGGUUGUGGUGGCAGAGGUACUAGGGGCAGACGGUCAAUCGCUAGAUCUGUGGUUUAUGAUGACCAUGAAAGUGAUGAAGAUGAUGAUGCUGUGAGUUUGAGAUCUGAGGAGGACGAGUUGAUAGAGGAAGAGACGAUAACAGACGAGGAAGAAGAGGCCCUCAACGAGGAGUCAGACCCGCUUGAGGAAAUACUCGAGGAGGAUGAUGAUGAUGCCAGCUACUGUACUGAAAGCAGCUUUCGGAGUCAGAGCACUCAUGGCAGCACUCCGGGGCGGAAGAGGACGCGGGUGCACUGCCCUCGCUCGCCCAUCUUUGAGGAAAAGGAGAUCUCUCCUCUGGAGCUGCCCAGAACCUCUGAGGAUCUCAUGGUGCCCAGCGAGGAACUGCUCAACGUGUCCUCCAUCUACGAGGUCCUGCGCAACUUCAGCACAGUUCUGCGGCUCUCUCCCUUCCGCUUUGAGGACUUCUGUGCUGCGCUGGUAGGCCAGGAACAGUGCACGCUGAUGUCAGAGACCCACACAGCCCUACUGAAGGCCAUCCUGCGUGAGGAGGACACCUCCAACACCACGUUCGGUCCUGCUGACCUCAAGGACAGCGUCAACUCCACCCUCUACUUCAUUGAUGGUAUGACAUGGCCCGAAGUGGUCCGUGCCUACUGCGAGAGCGACCAGGAGUACCACCAUGUCCUGCCCUACCAGGAGGUGGAGGACUACCCAUAUGGCCCUCUGGACAGUAAGAUCAAGGUGCUGCAGUUCUUGGUGGAUCAGUUCCUCACCACCAAUAUCGCCCGCGAGGAGUUGAUGUCAGAGGGGGUGGUGCAGUAUGAUGACCACUGCAGGGUGUGCCACAGGUUGGGGGACCUGUUGUGCUGUGAGACCUGCUCUGCUGUCUACCACCUGGAGUGUGUGAAGCCGCCGCUGGUAGAGGUGCCGGAGGACGAAUGGCAAUGUGAGAUCUGCGUGGCACACAAAGUGCCCGGGGUCACAGACUGUGUGACAGAGAUGCAGAAGAGCAAACCCUACAUCCGCCAGGAGCCCAUCGGCUACGACCGCCACCGGAGGCAAUACUGGUUCCUAAACCGAAGGAUAAUUGUUGAGGAAGACGGGGAGCAUGAUAAGAAGAAGAUCUGGUACUACAGCACAAAGGUCCAGCUGGGAGAGCUGAUAGAGUGUCUAGACAAGGAGUACUGGGAAAACGACCUGUGUGCUGUCCUCGAGGAGAUGCGAGAGGAGGUGCACACUCACAUGGACAUCACUGAGGACCUCACCAACAAGGCCCGCGGCAACAACAAGGCCUUCCUCACGGCAGCCAACGAUGAGAUCCUGGAGCGUGUGCAGGGCAGGCAGGAACGGCGAGCACCGGAGCAGGCAGAGAAGGCCACUACAGACACCACCAAGAUAGAGGAAGAGACCCCCACACACUGCUCUCCACUAUCAGACCACAGAGAGCUUCAAGACUCAGAGUCUAAAGAGGAGGCAAGCUCACAAGAGGAUAAGCCUGUAGACUCCGAGUCCCAUGGAGAGGAGGACCCCUCUGCCCAGUGCCAGCCUACUCCCCCACCACCACACCCUGGAGACGAGAACAGCAACAGCAGCCACGUCUCAGCACCUGGGGUCCUCAGGAGGCCUGAAGAGCCAAACCUCGCUGACAGGUCCUCUCAGUCCUCCAUCACCAGCCAGGACGACACGGUUGAAGGCAAGGAGAUUGGGAAUGGUGAGGGGUCAGCGUCUGGAUGGACUAACAAUCGCAUAGUGACUCGUCUGCGUAACCCGGACAGCAAGCUGAGCCAGCAGAAGACCCAGGGAGAUGGCAGCCCUACACCCAGGGACAGCAAGGAGACAUCUCCUGCCAGCUCUGAGAGUGAAGUGGCUCGUCUGGGUACUGUGAGGAAAGACUUGACGGAGAAGGGCAACCUGAACAACUUCUUCAAGCUGGGCCAGGAGGGCAAGUUCCGAGUCUACCACAACCAGUUCAGCACCAACACACUGGGCCUCAACAAGCACCAGCAUCGUGAGGACCACGACAAGCGCCGCCACCUCUCCCAUAAGUUCAGCCUAACCCCCGCCGGGGAUUUCAAGUGGAACGGCUCCAUCCACGGCUCCAAAGUGCUGACCAUCUCCACCCUGCGGCUCACCAUCAUCCAGCUGGAGACCAAUGUCCCCGCCCCCUUCCUGCACCCAAACUGGGCCUCGCACAGGACAAACUGGAUUAAAGCGGUGCAGAUGUGCAGUAAGGCUCGGGAGUUUGCCUUGGCGCUGGCCAUCAUGGAGUGUGCCAUCAAACCAGUGGUCAUGCUGCCUGUCUGGAAAGAUGCACUUGGACACACCAGGCUCCAUCGCAUGACCUCCAUGGAGCGGGAGGAGAAAGAGAAGGGGAAAAAGAGAGAGAAAAAACUGGAGGACGAGGAGACUAUGCAGCAGGCCACCUGGGUGAAGUACACCAUCCCCAUCAAACACCAGGUGUGGAAGCAGAAGGGGGAGGAGUACAGAGUAACUGGGUACGGGGGCUGGAGCUGGGUCAGUAAGACUCACGUCCAUCGCUUUGUUCCCAGGCUACCAGGGAACACCAACGUCAACUACCGCAAAGCACUCGAAGCAGCUAAAACUGGCAAAGAAAAUGCAAUAUCCUGCCCGAACAAACAAAAAUGUUUGCCCAAAGCACCAACGAGCUCGGAAACCCAGGCAAAAGAAGAGUCUACUCCAAUUACUGAAGAAAAAGACCAGGAGGAAACCUCCAACAUGGAGUCAUCUGGGAGCACUUUACCAGGAGAGGGGCAGACUCUGAAAGAGAAGAAAGAGAAAAAUAUCACAGACGUGGAGGAGAAGAAAGAUGAUCAGGAGGAAACCUCCACCAUGGAGUCAUCUGGGAGCACUUUACCAGGAGAGGGGCAGACUCUGAAAGAGAAAAAUAUCACAGACGUGGAGGAGAAGAAAGAUGAUCAGGAGGAAACCUCCACCAUGGAGUCAUCUGGGAGCACUUCACCAGGAGAGGGGCAGACUCUGAAAGAGAAGGAAGAGAAAAAUAUCACAGACGUGGAGGAGAAGAAAGAUGAUCAGGAGGAAACCUCCACCAUGGAGUCAUCUGGGAGCACUUCACCAGGAGAGGGGCAGACUCUGAAAGAGAAGGAAGAGAAAAAUAUCACAGACGUGGAGGAGAAGAAAGAUGAUCAGGAGGAAACCUCCACCAUGGAGUCAUCUGGGAGCACUUUACCAGGAGAGGGGCAGACUCUGGAAGAGAAGGAAGAGAAAAAUAUCACAGACGUGGAGGAGAAGAAAGAUGAUCAGGUGGAGGAGAAGACUGAGGACAAGAUGGAUGUUGACCCCAGUCCACCAGACACCUGUCUCAGUGAGGAAAAAGGUAUAGUGGACAGCAAAUGCCCCUCGUCACUGACUGACCCUGCUGUGAAGGAGGAGCCCGGGGAGGAAGAAGAACCUAAGCAGGAGGACUCUGAGGCCAAGCCACCUGUCCGCCCCUUCAACUGGGAUGUGGUGAACGUCAGCGAGGGCUUCCAGCUCCGUACGGCCUACAAGAAGAAGGUGAAGACGUCCAAGCUCGACGGGCUGCUGGAGCGCAGAGUGAAACAGUUCACCCUGGAGGAGAAGCAGAGGCUAGAGCGCCUCAAACAGCAGUCAGCCCUGGCCAAACACACAGUCUCCAAGGAGAAAGUUAACACAGGGACUCCCACCACCAUCAAGGCUUCUACAACAGACAAGUUAGCAGUGACACCGUGCACAAGUCUGAAAGCUGAGGGACAAGCAGCCUCAGUAGUUAAAGACACAAUUGUUAAAAGGCUUGACUUUGACCAGGAGCAGCCAGUGAAAUCCCAGGCCUCAGGAGAGACAGAUAAUCUGGACGUCAGAUUAGGCUCCACCUGUAAACCCCAGGCAGCAGGAGCCACAGGCCCCAAGCUCAACACCACAGGGUUGGCCAACCAUGAGAGCAGCGUUCAGGGACAUGGUGGGGAUGCGUUAUCUCAAACAGAGCUGAAUGGAGGCUCCCAGAAAAGCAUAGACCUCAACAACAAAGUCAAUUUGACAUCUGUAGAACCGGCUUUAGGUGCGGCCAAACCUCCCAGAGCAGAAGUGACGAUAGCAGGAGAAAACGGUAGGAAGCAUGGUUAUGAGGAGACAGAGCAAGGUAAUGGACAGAGGGAGAUAGAAAGCAAACCACAUUUAGUGCAGGUGAAUGGGAAAGACGCUGUUGACACCAAGGCUCCUGUAGACUCAAAGAUGCACUUAAACCUGGCCAACAAAGUGGACACAAAGGUCAUGCUCCAGACGUUAGAGGGUGAGAUCAAAACACUGCCAGUGAAGGAGCCUGUAAAAUCCAUUAUGAACGGUACUCUCUCUCAGGACGGGUUAAAGGUCAACAACACUGUGUUAGCCACCAGCCCAGCCUCGGCGGACGUAGAGAGAAGGGUUGUGGUGUCCGAGCCUGACUAUCUGCCACCUCAGAAGGUUGCCAGACUGGAGAAUAAUGGCGACAGGGUGGCAGACUCCUUCACGUCGUCACUGUUAGGGCCGCCCACUGGUGUUCCCACGGUAAGCAACAGCACCAAGUCUGAGCCAAUGGAGAUUGGGCAGACGGCAUCCAAUAAGAUCACCCCGUUUCCUAUCCCCACUGCAGAGGAGUCCAGCUUGAGUAACAACACCACAGUGAACAGCAGUAGCAGUACUGGGGUGCUGAAGACCAUCACCCAAGUCACCACAACCACUACUACCACCAUGUCAACAGAGUCUCGCACGGUGCAGAUAGCCGAGGUCUCCAGCAGCACUAAGCCUGCAGUGACGCCUGCAGUGACGCCUGCUGCAGAGAGCAGUGCUGUAUCCACCCUCACCACCAUGACCAAGACCACCGUCACCAGGGUCAGCUCCCCGACCCUCGGGGCCACUGUCUCCGAGGAGACCAAGACUGUUGUCACUGCAAUGUUGACAGAUGCCAAAUCUGGCCCCUCAGGCUCUUCAGUCACCUCCAUGACAGUCAGUAAGGAGUACUCCACCAGAGACUGUGUCCGGCUGCUAAAGUUCUCCCGCUCCAAGAAGACCCGCUCUGGCACGGCCCUCCCCUCCUACCGCAAGUUUGUCACCAAGAGUAGCAAGAAGAGCAUCUUUGUACUGCCUAAUGAUGACCUGAAGAAGCUGGCGAGGAGAGGGGGUAUCAGAGAGGUACCUAUCUUCAACUACAACGCCAAACCAGCUCUGGACAUCUGGCCCUAUCCCUCCCCCAGACCCACCUUUGGAAUCACGUGGAGAUACCGUCUCCAGACUGUGAAGUCUCUGGCGGGGGUCAGUCUGAUGCUGCGGCUGCUCUGGGCCUGCCUGAGGUGGGAUGACAUGGCUGUCAAGCCCUCCCCUGCUGUAGGAACCACCCGCACAGAAUCCUCGGAGACGGCGAUCACCACAACAGAGAUCAUCAAGCGGCGAGAUGUGGGGCCGCACGGCAUCCGGUCUGAAUAUUGCAUCAGGAAGAUCAUCUGCCCAAUUGGCGUUACCGAAGCUCCCAAAGAAACUCCCACUCCCCAGAGGAAAGGCCUGCGCUCCAGCGCUCUGAGGCCAAAGAAGCCUGAGCCGGCCAAGCAGACUGGACCCAUCAUCUUAGAGACGUGGGUGGCCGAGGAGGAGCUGGAGAUCUGGGAGAUCAGAGCCUUUUCAGAAAGGGUAGAGAGGGAGAAGGCCCAGGCUGCAGACCAGGCUAAGGUUAGUAGAACGCUGAAGACAGCAGAGGAGGCCAAGGCCCAAUUGGAGGCUCAGCUAAAGCACCAGAGAUUGGCUGCUCAGCAGAAACGGUUGGAGCAACAGAAGCCUGGUGCCUCCACCCCCACCAGCACCCCUACAACCUCAGCCUCUGGCACUCCGGCAUCCCUGACCAGCCAGGUCACCCCGGGGACUAAACUGGUCCUGGCCACUAAGCUGGGGACACCUGUCACAUUCCAGCAGAACAAGAACUUCCAUCAGUCGUUUGCUUCCUGGGUCAAGCAGGGCCAGGGUAGUCCAGUCUCCACUUGCUCACGUGCCACCGUGGCCAACAGCAUGGUCACCACCUCUGGACAAACGUUCCAGAUCUCUGCCAGCCCAGUGACCAUGGCUGGCCAGGUCAUCACCGCCAAGCUACCCAUCCCGGCCAACAGCAAGAUUGUUACGGUCAACAUGCCAACCACACAAGGAGGUAUGGUGCAAGUCCAGCAGAAUGUCCUGGGCAUAAUUCCAUCCAGUACCCCAGGCAACCAGCGGACCUACUCCUCAUUCCAGAACCGCAACGCCACCAUCAACAUCAGACCCAACACCUCCACCUCAACCACCACUCAACCGGUCAUUGCCACCGGAGCCCAGAUCCGUCCGGGCAUGUCGGUCAUCCGAUCGCCCCUGCAGCAGGGCACCACCAUGGGCAAAACCAUCAUCAGAACCCCCUUGAUGAUGCAACAAGGUAUUCUACCAGCCAGCCAGCAGCAGGUGGUGACUCAGAUCAUCCGGGGCCAACCUGUCUCCACAGCAGUUUCCAGUGCCAGCCCUGUGCAGACCAACGCAGGCCAGAGGAUGCUGGGUGCUGCCCCGUCCCCCCAUCCUGUCACCCCUGCCACCGGGCAGUCCCCAUCACCAUCCACCCCCCAAGGCGACCGACCACAGCAGGGCCAGGUCAAACUCACCCUGGCACAGCUCACCCAGCUAACGCAGGGGGCACAGGGAGGGAACCAGGGUCUCACAGUAGUAAUCCAGGGACAGGGACAGACCACAGGCCAGCUGCAGGUCAUCCCCCAGGGGGUGACAGUCAUCCCAGGCCCUGGGCAGCAGCUCAUGCAGGCUGCCAUGCCCAACGGCCAGGUGCAGCGCUUCCUCUUCACCCCAGGGGCAUCAGCCCCCACCCCCGCAACCACGGCCAGUGCUGCUGUCACCCCCGUCACAGCCCCCACAACAACACCCUCAGUGCCAGCGCUGUCUCAGCCUCCGGUUCAGACUCCCGCCACCUCUCAAGCACCGGCACCACCAGUCCAGCCCCCUCAACAGGCUAUCGCUCCUGUCCAGCCCCCUCAACAGGCUAUCGCUCCUGUCCAGCCCCCUCAACAGGCUAUCGCUCCUGUCCAGCCCCCUCAACAGGCUAUCGCUCCUGUCCAGCCCCCUCAACAGGCUAUCCAGCUCCUGUCCAGCCCCUCAACAGGCUAUCGCUCCUGUCCAGCCCCUGUCCAGCCCCCUCAACAGGCCGCUCCUGUCCAGCCCCCUCAACAGGCUACCGCUCGCUCCUGUCCAGCCCCUCAACAGGCUACCGCUCCUGUCCAGCCCCCUCAACAGGCUACCGCUCCUGUCCCCCCUCAACAGGCUAUCGCUCCUGUCCAGCCCCCUCAACAGGCUAUCGCUCCUGUCCAGCCCCUCAACAGGCUAUCGCUCCUGUCCAGCCCCUCAACAGGCUAUCCAGCCCCCUCAACUGUCCAGCCCCCUCAACAGGCUAUCGCUCCUGUCCAGCCCCCUCAACAGGCUAUCGCUCCUGUCCAGCCCCCUCAACAGGCUAUCGCUCCAGUCCAGCCCCCCCCUCAACAGGCUAGCCCCCCUCAACAGGCUCCAGUCCAGCCCCCUCAACAGGCUAUCGCUCCAGUCCAGCCCCCUCAACAGCCUAUCGCUCCUGUCCAGCCCCCUCAACAGCCCUUGCUCCUGCCCCCUCCAGUGUCCACACAUCAGACUCAACCCCCUCAGACUCAAGUCCACAUCCCCCUCCAGUCCCGCACUGCAUUACCCAUCCAGCAGAUAGCCCAGAUCCCAACCUCUCCACAACAGGUCCAUCUGAAGACACUCUCGGUCUCCCCCUCUAUCACCCAGGCCACAGUGAGGCCCAUCCAGGCCCAUGCUCAACUCCAGCCCCAGGUUACGGCUCAGAUCAGGCCCCAGCAGCAGCUGCAGCUCCACCACCAACACCAGCUGAUCACAGUGCCGGGGCUGCAGCAGCAGGUCCAGGUGCUGGGCACCAUCCAGACCCACGUGGCGGCCCAGCUCCAGGCCCAGCAGGGUGGGGCAGUGCCCCAGCAGAUCAAGCUGCAGCUGCCUAUCCAGAUCCAGCAGGCAGGAGGCCAGAUGCAGGCCCACCAGAUCCAGAACGUGGUGACCAUCCAGACAGCCAGUGUGCAGGACCACCUGCAGAGGAUCCAGCAGCUCAGAGAGCAGCAGCAGAAGAAGAAGCAGCAGGAGGCCAAAAGGGAGCAGAGCCUGCAGGCCUCCAGCCCCAGCGACAUCAUCCAGAAACAGGUGGUGAUGAAGCAGAAUGCUGUGAUAGAAAAUCUGAAACAGAGGAAGACCAUGACUCCAGCGGAGCGGGAGGAGAACCAGAGAAUAAUCGUCUGCAACCAGGUUAUGAAGUUCAUCCUGGACAAGAUCGACAAGGACGAGAAGCAGGCGGCUAAGAAGAGGAAGAAGGAGGAGUCUGUGGAGCAGAAACGCAGCAAACAGAAUGCCACCAAGCUCUCGGCUCUGCUCUUCAAGCACAAAGAGCAGCUCAAGGCUGAGAUCCUGAAGAAGAGGGCUCUACUGGACAAGGAGCUGCAGCUGGAGGUUCAGGAGGAGCUGAGGAGGGACAUCAGCAGGCUGAGGAAGGAGAAGGAGAAGGCCCAAGCUGCAGCCUCUCAGGCAGCCGCUGCUGCAGCCGCAGCCCAGGUGGUCUCAUCCCUCUCCCCCACCAUGGCCUCGCUCUCCUCCACCCACAAACGCAAGAGGGACGACGAGAGGGACUCGUCCUCCGCCAAGCCCAAGAAGAAGAAGAUGAUAUCCACUACCUCAAAGGAUCACAAGAAGGAAGUCAAGCUGUACUGUGUCUGUAAAACACCCUAUGACGAGGCCAAGUUCUACAUUGGGUGCGACCUGUGCUCCAACUGGUUCCACGGUGCGUGUGUGGGCAUCACGGAGAAGGAGGCCAAGAAGAUGGACGACUACGUCUGUAAUGGCUGCAAGCAGGGACAGGACUCACAGGACUCGGAGGGCACCACGGAGGAGCUGUACUGCAUCUGCCGGACGCCAUAUGACGAAACACAGUUUUACAUUGGCUGCGACCGUUGCCAGAACUGGUACCACGGGCGCUGUGUGGGCAUUCUGCAGAGUGAGGCCACCCACAUAGACGAGUACGUGUGCCCGCAGUGUCAAUCCACGGAGGACGCCAUGACCGUCCUCACACCGUUAACCGACAAGGACUACGAGGGUUUAAGAAGAAUCCUGCGCUCCUUACAGGCUCACAAAAUGGCGUGGCCGUUCCUUGAACCAGUCGAUCCCAACGAUGCUCCUGAUUAUUAUGGCGUUAUAAAGGAACCCAUGGACCUCUCCACAAUGGAAGACAAAUUACAGAAACGGUAUUACAACAAGCUCACUGAGUUUGUGGCGGACAUGACCAAAGUCUUUGACAACUGCCGCUACUACAACCCCAACGACUCCCCCUUCUUUCAGUGUGCCGAAGUUCUCGAGUCAUUCUUUGUACAGAAGCUCAAAGGUUUCAAAGCUAGCAGGUCUCAUAACAACAAACUACAGACUUCGACCUCUUAGUAUAUACCACAUAUUUGAACAACAAAAAAAUGCACUCUGCGAGAAUGGGGAUCAAUUCUGAACAAUUAAUCCAUGUUGGGACCUGGCUCCUGUGCUUUGUGACCUCCACUCCUCUCCCUCCUUCUGGCCCCACUACGCAGCCCCCAAAGGAAGACUCCCCUUGUAAGACCAGCAGCGCUGCUCCCACAGAACUGUCAGGUGGAGCUGCUGCCUGCCCACCUCUGCCACAUGGACAUUUGACAAGGUGUUAAAAUGGAGGGUUUGAAUAAAGGCAUUUCUGAAAAAGGUUACCUUGAAGAAAAUACUUUCUUUGGAGAUCUCACGUUUCCUUGUUCCUUCUUCUUUAUUUGAUUCUUUGAUACCCCAUCUAGCCAGUUGAAGAAAUUAAGAAAAGCUUACGCUUCCAUGGCCAUGCCCAUAACAAAACAAAAAAACAUUUGACGCCUGUUUGAACGUUGAAAAAUGUUGAGCGGAGUUGCACUCAGUGUAUCAGAUUGCACAGUGCACUUAUGUGUUACUCCCCUUUCAAUCACUUUAUUAGAGGUGGUGUGAAAGAUAUCUCAUUGGGAAGUACUUGCUUGAUUUUGGACCUUCUAGCUUUCUGGACACUAACAGUUUGAGUUUCAGUCAAGCUAUGCUGAAAUGAAUAAAGUAUUUGGUAUUAAUUUCCCAGCAGUAAUGACACUGCUAAGGAUAAAAACACAUGUAUUUGAAGGUAUCCUGCCCUGUUUGUAAAACUUGUCAGAUUUUGAGUUUUUGUAUUACAGCUGAAGAGAUUGAUGUAUAUGAAACAUAAUAAAUGGAGAAGACUGAGCUCUCUUCCACUACUGAAA
Oncorhynchus nerka (sockeye salmon) is the source of this 10785-nucleotide messenger RNA. Its product is annotated as nucleosome-remodeling factor subunit BPTF-like. Gene Ontology annotation, biological process: regulation of transcription by RNA polymerase II. Lineage: Eukaryota; Metazoa; Chordata; Actinopteri; Salmoniformes; Salmonidae. Gene Ontology annotation, cellular component: NURF complex. The record is from RefSeq and is a predicted model, not a curated record. Gene Ontology annotation, molecular function: RNA polymerase II cis-regulatory region sequence-specific DNA binding.